AGGCUCGGCGCGCUUCGGGGCAGAAGCUCGGAGACGCCGUCCUCGACGCUACCUUCUCUGGUGCUUCUGUCUCUGCCUGCUGCCCCCCAGCCCUUUCCCCCGCCCGCGGCCCCAGUCGGCCCUCCCGCCGAGCCCCGCCGGGUGCUGCGAGGCCCCCGGCGUUGGCAAGGUCGGUCCGGGCCCCGACGCCGCGCCGCCUCGUGCGGAGCCCGACUGUCUGGUUUCGCGACUCAGCGCUGUCUUCUUUCCCAGGACUUAUCCAGAGGGUGCUGCAGGCGAGCACGCUCGUGCCCCGCCGGAGCGACCCGGCUCGUGCCGGCAGCGGCCGCUCGUAGACGUCCGAGAAGCCUGCCGAGUGCCGUCCCGGCGCCCGACCGCCCACCCAUUGGCCCGCCGGCCCGGUUCUUCCUGAUGCAGACUGCCGUCCACUAGAGGCUGGACAGGACCCCCCGAGAGAGAGCGAGAAAGAAAAAGGAAGAAGCAUAAUUCAGCCAUUUUUUGCAGCACACAGCUGCAGGUGAUUCAUGGCAGGGGACGUGGAAGGAUUCUGUUCCUCCAUCCAUGACACCAGUGUCUCUGCUGGGUUCAGAGCACUGUAUGAGGAGGGAUUGCUUCUUGAUGUCACUCUGGUUAUUGAAGAUCAUCAGUUCCAGGCCCAUAAAGCACUCUUGGCCACCCAGAGUGACUACUUCAGAAUUAUGUUUACUGCAGACAUGAGGGAACGAGAUCAGGACAAAAUUCAUUUAAAAGGUCUAACAGCUACUGGUUUCAGCCACGUCCUGCAAUUUAUGUACUACGGUACUAUAGAGCUGAGUAUGAAUACCGUUCAUGAGAUUCUUCAGGCAGCCAUGUAUGUUCAGCUUAUAGAAGUGGUGAAGUUCUGCUGCUCUUUUCUCUUAGCGAAGAUCUGCCUAGAAAAUUGUGCAGAAAUUAUGAGACUCUUAGAUGAUUUCGGCGUAAACAUCGAGGGAGUCAGGGAGAAGUUGGACGCCUUUCUGCUAGACAACUUUGUGCCACUCAUGUCUAGGCCUGACUUUCUGUCCUAUCUGAGCUUUGAGAAGCUCAUGUCUUAUUUGGAUAAUGAUCAUCUGAGUAGGUUCCCAGAGAUAGAGCUGUAUGAGGCUGUGCAGUCUUGGCUGCGGCAUGAUAGAAGACGCUGGAGACAUACCGAUACCAUCAUUCAGAAUAUCCGGUUUUGCUUGAUGACCCCAACCAGCGUUUUUGAGAAGGUUAAGACAUCAGAAUUUUAUAGAUACUCCCGACAGCUCCGUUACGAAGUUGACCAAGCAUUGAAUUACUUUCAGAAUGUUCACCAGCAGCCUUUGUUGGAUAUGAAGUCAAGCCGCAUUCGUUCUGCAAAACCACAAACUACAGUAUUUCGAGGAAUGAUUGGACAUAGCAUGGUUAACAGUAAAAUACUUCUCUUAAAGAAACCAAGAGUCUGGUGGGAACUAGAAGGCCCACAAGUACCUCUGCGACCUGACUGCCUUGCUAUCGUCAAUAAUUUUGUGUUCCUGUUAGGUGGGGAAGAGCUGGGCCCGGAUGGUGAAUUCCAUGCUUCUUCCAAAGUAUUCAGGUAUGACCCGAGACAAAACUCCUGGCUGCAGAUGGCAGAUAUGUCUGUACCACGCUCUGAAUUUGCUGUAGGUGUUAUUGGGAAGUUUAUUUACGCCGUAGCAGGCAGAACCAGAGAUGAGACUUUCUAUUCAACUGAGAGAUAUGACAUCACCAAUGAUAAAUGGGAAUUUGUGGAUCCAUAUCCAGUUAACAAAUAUGGACAUGAGGGGACAGUGCUCAAUAACAAGUUGUUUAUCACCGGUGGAAUCACCUCAUCUUCCACCUCCAAGCAAGUGUGCGUGUUUGACCCCAGCAAAGAAGGGACCAUAGAACAACGGACCAGGAGAACUCAAGUGGUUACCAACUGUUGGGAGAAUAAGAGCAAGAUGAAUUACGCGAGAUGCUUUCACAAGAUGAUUUCUUACAAUGGCAAGCUUUAUGUCUUCGGUGGCGUCUGUGUGAUCUUGAGGGCCUCUUUCGAAUCUCAGGGAUGCCCUUCUACAGAAGUAUACAACCCAGAGACUGAUCAGUGGACCAUCUUGGCAUCCAUGCCGAUUGGUAGAAGUGGUCAUGGUGUGACUGUGCUGGACAAACAAAUAAUGGUUCUUGGAGGCCUUUGUUAUAAUGGUCAUUACAGCGAUUCCAUUCUCACUUUUGAUCCGGAUGAAAACAAGUGGAAGGAAGAUGAGUACCCUCGGAUGCCCUGCAAGCUGGAUGGUUUACAAGUAUGCAACCUGCAUUUUCCGGACUAUGUACUGGAUGAGGUCAGGCGUUGCAACUAAUGACAUCCUUCUCCCUAAAAGAGGCAAACAAAGUAUUUGUUUGUGCAGAGUAGUUAAUUAAAACAUAUAAAGAAAAACCUCACCAGUUUUACUAUCAAAGCCAUUGGUCUAACAUCGUAAGAAUUUUUCAUUCUGUGCUAGCAUCCUUUUUUUCUUUUCUUUUCAGUGGCCUCAAACUCAUGCAAUAAGUUAAUUCUAAGUGCUAGCUCUUGAAACUACUUCCAGAAGCAGUUUAAUAGAAUGCUCCACUUAUCUGGGAAAUUGAUUUUCUGCUUUAAACAUUUCUUUCAGAUGUUAGCGUAGGAGUCAUGUGUCUUCUAAGAGAAGACCUGAUAAGUGUCACUGGAUGUGAUUUCAGUCCCUGUCUCUAUCUGAAACCUUUUUGAAGAUUUAUUUCAGUGUAUUUCAGUCUGUUAUACUUUUUGGUUUUAUUAUUUAAAAGUUUAAAACUCUUGACCUUUUUGCAUGGCUUUUUGCUGAAAAUGCAAAAAUAUAAAUUUUCUACAAAAUUAACUUUUUAUAUUCAAAACACUAUUUCUAAGCUGCCUUCUCUUAUCCGCAUUGUGUUAGUGAAAGCAUAUUCAUACUCGCAUACAACCUAUAAAUACACAAGGCACAUCCCUUUUAUGCGUGGUUAGGAUUCUAUAUUUUUAAGCUAGUGCACUUGCACACACAGUUCGCCAUACUUGUUGAAUUUUAGAUGUAACGUCUUUUCACAUAUUAACAUUUUUAGAAAGUUAAAAUAACUGGAGUCCUCAUUUGCUAUCAAAGUAGCCUAUCUUCAGUCCAUACUGAUUCAGUAAUAUUUGAAUUCCUUAUAUUUCUGAAACAUGUAUGGUUAUGAAAACUAACAUUUUAUAGUUUAUUUUCAAAAGUAAAUGUUAGUGUUCUUUGUCGAUGUAUGUCUUUUCUUUUUGAAAAUGUUUUUCUUUGCAGUCUGUUUAACGUUGCCCUGUUUUUAGUGAGAAUCGGAGUGGUAUAUGACAAGUUCUGGCCCUGCAGCAUGCAAGCACUUUUAAAGAGCAUUUAGGUAAUACCAGACUCCUAAAUCAAGGCCCUUAAAAGUAAGUGCAACUCCCAUUUUUUACAUUCAGUAAGGCUGCUGCAUUUGUUAUUGAAUGGAAGGUAGAAACUGUUAGAAAAUUUGAGCUCAGUUUUGACUUAGAGGUAAGAAAUAGAAUUACAAUGUUACUGGUUUUAUCUACUUGUUUAUUUUGUACAAAAUACCCAGCGACACUAGGGAUGUAAGCCCUCAGUUUUGUUUUAUUUACUGAAAGCUAUUAGCAUGAAGGAUAGUAACCACAAAGUUCAGAAUGGAUCAAGAAUAGCUGUUUAAAAGCAUUUAUAAUAAGUGUUUUAGGAUUAGCUGCACCUUUCAACUCUUUAAAUGCAGAGGAAAAAACAGUUGACAAAGUUAAGCAAGAAUAGCCUGGGAGUGGAUCAUUAAAAUUGAUGCCAUUUUCACAUGAGUAGUCUAUAUCUGAUACAGACUAGAUCUAUACUGGCAAAGCUUGCCAGAUCUUAGAAUAUUGGUGCAAUAUUGCAAUGCCUUCUAUAUGGCUGCUGAUGUAUAAAUUUUCUAGUUUCACUUUGUUCGUUUGGUGUUUGUUUGUUUGUUUGUUUGUUUGCUGCUGCCACCAUUGAACAUAAAAUGGAAGUGUGAAGUCGUGGAAAUGUGAAGACUUUGGUUUUUGGGGGUUUUUUGGGCAGUUAUUAGGCAUACUAUGAGAUUAAACCUGAUCUUCAAACUCCAAAAUUGGAGGCAUUUGGGUUUAAGAAAGUCAGGUACACAAGUAGCUUUUGAAAAAACCAUUGGCAUUGAUUUCAGAAAUCAAUAAUAAUCUAAUUUUGUAUAUGAAACUUAAAUUUCCAUUAACUAGUCCUAUCAUUUACUUAGAGUUUCCAAACAUGAAAUUUGGUAUCUUGUUUCCCAUGGUAAUAUGGGUAAAAAGUCUUUUUCUACAUUUAAAAAAAAACUAUUAUUUUAUUUUUGAAAGCUAGGAAUAAGUUAACCAUUUAAUUUUUUUUUCUACUACAUUAGUUUAGUGGCUUUGUAUGUGUGCUGUUUUGCUUUAAAGAAAAUAACGUCUUCAUUAUUUUCCUCAUUGAUGUCUUUUGCUAGAAAAGACCAAGAAAGAGCCAUCAGGCCAGGUAUCCCCAUCAAAGGCUUUACACUCUAGUGGUGGUUCUCUUUAAUUGCUUAGAUAUGACUUUAUGGCCCUAGUUAGGGUGACAUUUGGGCGAACAUUUGAGUAUUCUUGGUCUUCAAUUUUAAAGACAGAGGCCAAGAUCAAAGUUCAUGUUUUGUAAAAUUCGUAAAAUCUUAACUUGAACUAACUCUGGGUUCAGCUUCACGUAAGUCACGUCGGACCUGAUGUUAGCUGUAAUCAGUUUUGAGCUUUAAGAAUAGUUGCUGUUGCUUGGGUUCUGAAUGUAUGAGAAAACUCCCUGUUUAUAUGUAGUUCUAAUUUAGGUUAUUUUAAAUCCGUGAUUAACUUACAUUCCCUUUUAAAAUUAUGGUUUAAUUGCUGCAAGAGAUUUAUUUUUGUUAUACUAAACUAUGGAAAAGUUUUUCAUAGCAUUUUUUUCAAGUUUAUUUUUUGUGUGCUUCAUCUGGAAUUUUUGUUUAUAUACUUUGCGCUCAAAAAAGUAGUUUUUCGAAAAAUUCAGUAAGAUUUGAAUCUGUACAGUUUAACUGUUAUGACCUUUAUGCGUGGUGUUUUCACUUUGUAUCUUAAAUGCCAGAGUUCACAAAAAUAGCUGAUCUUCAUUAAUUACAUCUUAAUUAGAACUAUUUGUUCUCUUCCGUGUCUUUGACCUUCUAAGUUUUGAUUUUAAAGAAAUUCCUUGCACUACAACCUUUUCUUAAAAUGCAAGAUUCUCACAUUGAAGGUUUUGUGUUGGAAGAAAUGCUACUGGUUUUUAAAAAGCAAAGCUUAACUAAUAGAAUUACUAGCUUUUCUUGAGACAGCUUUCUGUGUCCUCAUUACUCUGCUCUGUGUGAGUGUUACUAGAAUUUGUGGAAUACUGACUGAGCCCUUCACUUAUCUUUUCUAAAGCAGCACCUUUGGACACCUCAUUCUGGGAAGCCUGCUCGAGUCAUAGUAAAGGACACACGCUUUAUGUGGGGAGAAGUGGUAAAAAUGGAGUUUUGUCUUAAUUACAUGAAACUAAGCUUUAAAAUAUUUUAUAACAGAUUAUUUGAGCUGCAUAAUCUAAACAUGUCAAACGUUCAGUGGGACUAUUUUUAUAUAUGUAUAUGUGGGUGUAGGUCAUAACAUUUCAGUUUAUAAUAUAAAUUGUUAUUUCAGUUUAUAAGCUAUCUCUCAAAGGAGACUAGCUCUUUUGAGAAUUCAUAAUUUAAAGUUUUAGACUGAAGUAAAAUACAACAUAGAUAAUAGUGUAAAUCAGAUAUAAUUGAGGGCUAUAUGGCAGUAAAACUGCUAGUGCCAGUUUUCUUGUUUGCCUGUUAAACAUUUUUGAUUUUUGUUUUGUAUUCUGAACAUUUUGAGAGAUCAUAUGUUUGUUCAAUUACAUUUAGAGUUGGUUUGGGAAUAAAUAUCUUCUAAAAAGAGAUUUAUCUUAAAAAUGGAAGUCCUAAAAAUUAGUUUAUCCAGAGUUUAUAAAGUCAAAUAUUCACUAGGCAUAGACUGGAAUAGAUAAAUUCAUGGAAAUCAUAUCCUUUCAGUACACCAUAUAACUUCAAUAUUACACAAGUAACAUUGAGGAGAAUGCCAUCAGCUUUGUUCUCCCUUAAAUUCUUAGGUUUUCUUUUUACAUUUUGGGAACAACUACAUUUAAAAUGUUAUUAAUCAGUAUAUAGUAAGGAUUAGGUGUUUGCUUUCUGAAGGAAUGGUCCAGUGAGGUGAUUGGGAGAGGUUAUUUUCUACCUAACUUGUAUAUGCCCUGUACCUCUUGGGCAUACUUUGUCUAUAGAAAAAUAUUUUGACCUUUAGGUACAUUUUGGGCCAGUAGUCAAAUAAUCCUAGGGCCGAUAUAAAAAUCUUAGAAUAAUUUAAGGUUUGCCUUUUAUACCUGUUUUGAAAGCCUUUACAUUUUUGUCAGGUAAUUUUUCCCAAGCCGUGGAUAUAAUCUAUUCAAACAUGUUUAUGCUAUCCAUUCUGUUUUUAAAUUGAAAAAAAAUGUUAAAAGUGUUUAUGAAGAAAAGUUUAAAUAAAAUAUUUUUAAUCUUUAAAAUAUA
Macaca mulatta (Rhesus monkey) is the source of this 6540-nucleotide messenger RNA. RefSeq names its product kelch like family member 15 (gene KLHL15). NCBI's taxonomy places the organism in Eukaryota, Metazoa, Chordata, Mammalia, Primates, Cercopithecidae. The record is from RefSeq and is a predicted model, not a curated record. Gene Ontology annotation, cellular component: nucleus; Cul3-RING ubiquitin ligase complex. Gene Ontology annotation, molecular function: protein binding. Gene Ontology annotation, biological process: protein ubiquitination; nuclear protein quality control by the ubiquitin-proteasome system.